GGCUUUGGAGAGGGACUGACACAGUAAAAGGGGAAAGCUGAAAGCUCUCUCCUGGAACCCCACACACUGCCUGGCCUGCUCAGAUGCUGCCCGUUGGCAAAAGGUCUCUUCCCUUGGCGUUUUCUCAAAGUGGUGCUUCGUGCCUAGGUGGGUCUGGCUGUUCCCUAGUCCGUGCUGGAUGCUCCGACCAUAGUUCCUGGAGAGACACUUGAGAUACCCCUGUUAGCCCCUCUGGCCUAGCAGCUCCCUGUGCAGGUGUGCCCGGGUAACCCUCUGAAAGCAGCUGGUCACAUGGGGCGCUGCUAGACCUUGGACUGGGGGUGGAGGUGAAGAAAGGUCCUGUGAGGAGCUCCUUCCCCUACACAGCCCUUCGUCUGCCCCUUAAACCAUGGGGUGCCAGACUUUCCUUUCGAAGGAAAUUAACAGCCUUUCCUCUCUGUGUGCCCAUGCGAUUCGGCCUCCAAAACUGCAGAGAACAAUUUCUCAGAGCCCACAGCUGCCAAACCAAGAACUCUUGCUGCCCUUGCAGUGCCACGUGCCUCCUGCAGACAGACGUCGACACGCAGCAGGGGUGAGUUUGGUUUUACAGGGAAGAUGGCCGGCGCAGGAUUUCUCCAGGAGCAAAGCUGCCCCCACCGAGAACUCGGGCUGCCCUGGCAGUGCCAAGCACCUUCUGCAGACUGGCAUCAGGAAACUCAGGGGCCUUCUGAAACGUGGAGUCAAGAUUCUCAUCUCUUCCCUUGUGCUGGGACACCCUGCGAAUACCGCCACAUCCCUGUGACCCCCCGUGUCCAUCGCCAUCCGCAUGCGGGAGUUUCCCACCAUGCCCAGCGGCCGGACUACAUCUCCCAGCAGCCCCCGCAGCUCCCGCGCACGCGCGGCGCGGCGGGGCCUCCGCCAUCUUCUCUGCCGUCCAUGAGCAGCGUGAGCGGGGCGGGCCCGGCGGCUCUUAAAGGGGGCACGGCCCGGGGUGGGGCCCUCUCGGCGCGGGAUGGAGCCCGGAGCGGCGCAGGAGCCCGGGGGUCGCCCCCCGGCCCCGGAGUCCGUGCGGCGGCAGAAGCGCCGGGAGCUGGACGCGCGGCGCUCCAAGUGCCGCAUCCGCAUCGGGGGGCACCUGGAGCGCUGGUGCCGCCUCAAGGAGCAGCUCGGUUUCGCCCUGCACUCACAGCUGGCCCAGUUCCUCCUCGACAGGUACAGCUCGCACGGCUGCACCUGGAGCACAGGAGAGCCGGAACAGCUCCAGCCGGCUGCCCUGCAGCGCCUGGUGGUGCUGUCCCACGGCCACGGCCAGGAGUGUGGCUUUGUGCCCGACAUCCAGCUGCCAGCAGCUGGCAGCACGGCAGCCCCGCUGGUCUGGGAGUGUGUGGCCGGCCACCGCUUCUCCUGGGGUGGCUCCGUGGUCCCCAAGAGCCCCUCCUGUGACCCGGCCCAGGGGUGCGCCUCCUCCCCAGGCGCUGGGCGCCGGCGUUCGCUCCGCAGGGCCGCGCUGGGCUCAAAGGAGGCUGGAGAGGAGGGAACAGCCAGGUCACCCCGUGGUGAUGGGGAUCGGGGCCAGGAGAUGGGAGAUGGUGAUGAUGGUGGCACAGCCCCUCAGGUGUCACUGGAACCAGGGCCUGUGGCAGCAGCUGGUGAGAGGUCAUUGUCCAGCAGCUCCAUCCCAGGGGACGAUGCAGAGCCGGGAGCUGAGGCCCGAGAGGAAGAGGAGGAGGAUGAAGAUUUUGCCAAGGGUGAUGACCUGGCCUACACGGAUGACCUGCGUGAUGAGAACUAUCACCCAUCCCUGGACAGCGACUCAGAGCCACAGCGACGCCAGGGCCAGCCCAGGGCUCGCAGGAAGCCCAUCAAGGAGGAGCAGCCCCUGCCCAGCCCUGGACCCUUGGAGGAGAAAAGUGGAUGGGUCAGGCAGCCACGGGCGAGCGACAAGGACGUGGCUCAGAUCGGCCCCAAGAGGAUCAGGAAGGCGGCAAAGCGUGAGAUCCUCCUGUGUGACUUUGAAGGCUGUGGAAAAAUCUUCUCCAACCGCCAGUACCUGAACCACCACCAAAAGUACCAGCACGUGCACCAGAAAACCUUCACCUGCUCUGAGCCCACCUGUGGGAAAUCCUUCAACUUCAAGAAACACCUGAAGGAACACGAGAAGCUGCACAGUGACAAGCGGGAUUACAUCUGUGAAUUCUGUGCACGCUCCUUUCGCACCAGCAGCAAUUUGAUCAUCCACCGACGGAUCCACACCGGGGAGAAGCCCCUCCAGUGUGAGAUCUGCGGCUUCACCUGCCGCCAGAAAGCCUCCCUGAACUGGCACAUGAGGAAACACGACGCCGACUCCUUCUACCAAUUCCCCUGUGACAUUUGUGGCAAGAGGUUUGAGAAACGGGACAAUGUCACCGCCCACAAGAGCAAGAGCCACCCCGGGGGGCUCCCCCAGCCCGAGGGGACCCAGCAGCAGCCCCCGGAGCCCCCCGGGCCCGCGGAGGCCCUGGAGCUGCUGGGGGCUGUGCUGGGGACUGGGGGGGACACAGGGAAGGCCCCACUGGAGUUUGGGGUGGGGGGUGUUGGGGGGGAUCCACCCCAAGGGCAGGGGAAGGGUGAGGGGGAGUCCUAGAGGGCUCAUCCCCCCCCCCCUCCCCCAGUUUGGGGGCUGGAGCAAAAUUUGGGAUGAUGCUGGACCCUCCAGGUGCCAAAAAUACAUGGGACAGGCAAAAUCCCAGUUUUUCAGCCAAAUCCUAGACAAAAUCCCAAGUUUUCAGCCAAAUCCCUUUUUUUUUUUGCCAAAUCCCAGUUUCCCUUGAGCCCAGCAUCAUUGCCACAAGUGGAUCCUCAAUAAAGACUUAUUUUGGGUAAAAGUGGGA
Messenger RNA from Melospiza melodia melodia, 2849 nucleotides. Its product is annotated as zinc finger protein 692-like. Lineage: Eukaryota; Metazoa; Chordata; Aves; Passeriformes; Passerellidae. Gene Ontology annotation, molecular function: chromatin insulator sequence binding. Gene Ontology annotation, cellular component: chromosome. The record is from RefSeq and is a predicted model, not a curated record. Gene Ontology annotation, biological process: regulation of transcription by RNA polymerase II.